This is a messenger RNA of Pseudomassariella vexata, 1578 nucleotides long. RefSeq lists its product as uncharacterized. The transcript is spliced from 2 exons. Lineage: Eukaryota; Fungi; Ascomycota; Sordariomycetes; Amphisphaeriales; Pseudomassariaceae. The record is from RefSeq and is a predicted model, not a curated record. The coding region runs from base 1 to 1578 and encodes 525 amino acids.
AUGACCCAAUCAGUCUUGGGGUCUUCACUCCUUCAGACCCAGGACGUCCACUCUCCCAAUUAUUCACACGGUCGCAGCAGUGAAGACAGUCACCACCACAAUCACCACAAUCACCACAAUCACAUUCGUUCUCACAACAAAUUCCACAACAGGCGGCAUGACGAGUAUGAUUCUUCCGUGGUCCAGGUGAUUCAGACCAUUUCCAUCGUACAGGUUAUCGAUUCUUCCGGUGCCACUGUCGAUGUCCACACACUUUCGCAACCAACAACCACGGCCCUCGCUGAUACCGCAGUAGUCGAUGUCUCAAUUUUGAACGAGCUGGGCACUACUGCAGGAACCAGCGACGAUGUCACCAGCCUGUAUUCCGCACUACUCCCAACGACAGCAUCAUCGCCAGUAGAGUCUGUACCGCUCUCUAUGUCGUCUUCAACUCCCAGUGUGGCCACUUCUGCUAUAGUUACUCCUGCGCCUUCUUCACCUGAUCCAUCCGUUUUCCCUUCAGUGGGUAGUGGUAUCAGCAAUUCAACACAAGUUACACCUUCGUCACUCCUUAGCAACGGCACAGUUAUUUCAUCUACGACAUCUUCAACUGCGAACCUGACAACAUCUGUACUUCCUAAUUCGUCUGGUACAGUUAUAUUCAACUCCACAUUUACAACAACCCUUGAGCCGUCUGGGUCUUUAUCUUCAACUAUCACAGCAUCAUCGUCAUUGCCGACUACAUUUUUCUCUGGGACAGCAACUUCUACAGGAGGUAACGAUGGCGGGUUUGCAGGUGGUGCAACUGACGGCGCGACGGGAACGGUCUCCCCCUCCAGCACUUCCACUGCCGGCAGCGGCUCAGGGUCUUCAUCUAGUGAUACCUCGACGGCCACCAUUGCCGGAAGCGUUUUGGGUGCGGUGGCUGGUGUCGCCUUUAUUCUUGUCCUUGCUCUCAUGGCUUUGAGGUGGAAGAAGCGUCAGAACGCGUUGAGACUCAGCAGUGGCGAGAAUAGCGCGCGUGGUGGCUUCCUCAGUGGUACAGGGGGGGCGGCAGCGGCAGCAGCAGCGGCAGCGGGAAGGCCAUCUACGGCAAGGUCUCGUGGUAUGAGCGGUACCAUGGUCGAACGACGGUCAGUCCCAUUUGCUGUUCCCGCAGCUCUGGCCACUUUAACGGCCGGCUACAAACGAUUCUCGGGCCGAACCACGGCAUCUUCAAUCGAAGGGAAUGAGAAGGGCUUCCAGAAGGUUGCUGGAAGGAAACUCCCGUCCGUUCUGCAACACGGUGGUGAUGGCUACUCGGAACCGUCGCCACCCCCACACGACAGCAUUUCGAGUGAGCAGUCAUUUUAUAGGGAUUCCCAAGGCUUCUUUGGCGGUCCCGAAAUGCCAAGACUAGCUGUGGGCUCUCCGAUGCGACCGGAAAGCGGCGUUCCCAUCUUUCACCCGGGACCGGCCAAGACGCCCGUCACAGAGCAGGCACGUUUCAGCCCAACGUUAUCGCCUCCUCAGCGGGACCCUCUUGGCCGCUCCCGCCCUUCUAUGGACGGAUCCAGUCGAUCUCACGGCUCUGGUUCGAGAUUUACUGAAGAGAUAUGA